AUGGCUGACGAUUUUAUACCUCUAAAUCAAAGCACGCCUGUCCAGGAUAGGUGGAAUGGGCGAAACCAUAAUGGUUACAACAAGACUGUGCAUCAGCAAAAUAAUAAUUACAGACGUAACAGUAAUCAAAAAUGGAUGAAUAACUCACACAGAAGCAGUAGUUUUGGGAGUGAAAGUAAUAGCAGCUAUACAAGAGACACUAAAAUAAGUAUAGAUGCCUACCUCCACCCGUCAAUGUUACAAGAUCCUUGGGCACAUCUUCGAAGAAAUAAUUAA
Molecule: messenger RNA, 276 nt
Organism: Pieris macdunnoughi
Lineage: Eukaryota; Metazoa; Arthropoda; Insecta; Lepidoptera; Pieridae
Source: the annotation of a GenBank genome assembly